Akanthomyces muscarius is the source of this 2817-nucleotide messenger RNA. RefSeq lists its product as uncharacterized. Gene Ontology annotation, biological process: peptidyl-threonine phosphorylation; actin cortical patch assembly; actin filament organization. Gene Ontology annotation, cellular component: cytoplasm. Bases 1 to 2817 code for a protein of 938 amino acids. The transcript has 4 exons. The record is from RefSeq and is a predicted model, not a curated record. Gene Ontology annotation, molecular function: ATP binding; protein serine/threonine kinase activity. NCBI's taxonomy places the organism in Eukaryota, Fungi, Ascomycota, Sordariomycetes, Hypocreales, Cordycipitaceae.
AUGGCUUCCUACGGCCAUCAGAUGCCUCAGCGCCAUGCUCCCCAGCAGCAGGGCUAUGCCGUCCAUCCUGGCGGCGUCGCUGCUGCUGCUGUCGCGCCGGGCCAUGGCUACCGUCCUGGCGCCGCCGCCGCUCCUGCAGGCACCUUUUCUCCCGGCACCAAGAUCCAGGUCGGCAGCCACCGCGUAGUGAUUCAAAAGUAUCUCUCCGAGGGCGGCUUCGCCCACGUCUACCUCGUCAAGCUUCCCGCCCCAGUCGACGGAACCGACCUCGCUGUCCUCAAGCGCGUCGCUGUCCCCGACAAGGACAGCCUGCGAAGCAUGCGCACCGAGGUCGAGACCAUGAAGCGCCUCAAGGGCCACCGUCCCAUUGUCGCUUACAUGGACUCGCACGCCUCGGAGCUGCGCGGCGGCGGCUACGAGGUCUUCCUGCUCAUGGAGUUUUGCGACGGCGGCGGCCUCAUUGACUUUAUGAACACGCGCCUGCAGCAUCGUCUGACCGAACCCGAGAUCCUCAACAUCUUUGCCGACGUCGCCGAGGGCGUCGCCUGCAUGCACUACCUCAAGCCCGCGCUGCUGCACCGUGACAUCAAGGUCGAAAACGUCCUCAUCACCACACGCUCCGGAGGUCGCCGCUUCAUGCUCUGCGAUUUUGGUUCGGCGGCGCCGCCACGGCCCGCGCCUACCUCGGUCGUCGAGUGCCGAUUGAUGGAUGAGGAUGUCCAAAAACACACCACCCUCCAAUAUCGAAGUCCCGAAAUGGUCGACGUCUACCGAAAGCAACCCCUCAACGAAAAGGCCGACAUCUGGGCUCUCGGCGUCUUUCUAUACAAGCUCUGCUACUAUACCACACCUUUUGAGGACCAGGGCCAGCUUGCGAUUCUGAAUGCGAGCUACAGGUUCCCAAGCCACCCCAACUUUUCAGACAAGCUCAAGAGACUUAUUGCCUCUAUGCUUCGGGAGGACCUGAAUGCUCGACCGAAUAUAUAUCAAGUGGUCUCCGAGGCCUGCGCUAUGCAGGGCCGCAAGGUUCCAAUUCCCGAUAUCUACUCUGGGCGUUCUGGCUCAGCUUCACCUUCCAAGACGAACCGCGAAUCUCAGCGAGAGACGCCAAAGCCGGUAGUUGGCGUGUCGGUAUCCGCUCCUGUUCAAAUUACAGAGAAGCUACCUGACAUUACACCUAUGCGCCGCGGCCGGCCAACGCCAUCGCCGGCACCGUCCCAGCAGACUGCGUCGAGUGGCACUCCCAAACGAGUGACUGACGGGGAUCCUUUUGCGGCUCUUGAUGGGAAGCCGGCUGCAAACACCAAGCCAUCUCCUUCCGAUGACGACAUAGCGGACCGAUUUCCCAGCCUCAAUCAAUUUUCACUGCUUCACCACAAAGGCAGCAAUUUUGAUUUUGAGCCUAAGAGCCCGGAGACGUCGAAACCGACAGUGGCGCCCAAAAAGGACAUGGCCGACAAGCUGGCCGACUCGGCAUUUGCUGCCUCUAGACAAGCUGCGCCCAAUCCUAUCCAGCUGGAGCGGCCUCACUCUGUUACGCCAGUUGUCAGCAAAACAUCCGCUCCGCCAUCAGCGAAUACCUCGGCGCCCAUCAAGCCAUGGGCGUCUCAGCCUAAACAGAUUCCUGUGGCAACUAAGGUGCAAGCAACGCUACAAAAGCCCAUCGCGCGAUCGGCCUCUGUCGCUGUUCGCCCGACACCGCCUGCUUCUGCUGUCCAGGCCACCAGAUCACAAGCUCGCCCAGCUACUCCCGAAACGCCACGGUUCGAGAAUGUGCGCGGCUACUCAGAGUUCAACGCGAGCCGGCCCCGACCCGUCAGCACCAACUUUGACAGUAGGCAGCAAUCUUUACCGGAUCGCAGCAGAGCGCCUGCCCAGAAAGCUCAACCACCGUCGCGCGAUAAUUUUGACCACCACCAAAAAGAAGCUCUCAUUCUUGGCGACUCCAAAAGAAGCAGUAACUACCUCGAAACUAACAAUAUCGGCAAUCGAGCAGACGACAAGCCUAGAGAUGGCGCUUUUGGCAACGCUUUCAGCAAAUUCGAGCAGAGUUCGAAUAGCGUUGGGGAGAAGAAGCAGCCGUCUCAAACUUGGUCGCCAAAUGACCCAAUCCUUGUAGACAGCAAGGGCGAUCAGGGCAGUGGUGAUGACAGGGAUGAGGAAAUGACGCCAGAAAUGCGCCGUGAGCGAGAGCGCCUCCAGCUGGAAGAAGAAGAGCAAAGGGUUGCCGCGGCGCAGUCUGAAUACCGGCAGCGACUUGUCGGUGCUGCCCAAGGCAAGAAGCCUGCGCCCGGACCCAAGCCUGGCAUCAUACAGAACAGGAUGCAGGCGUACAUGGGAGAGGAGCAGACGCAGAACAGUGUAGCGCGAACGGCGGAAGGCUAUGGCAAGUAUGCCGAUGCUGCCACGGCUGCCAGCAAACCCAAGCCGCAAAUUAAACGAAAGCCCGUGCUUGCUGGCGUCGCCCGCUCGAGUACCAUGCCACAGACGGCAGGGGCCGCACCCAAGGCAGACAUUGCACCCACUGCAAGCGCCCCGUCGCUCACGGGCCUCAACAAGCCGACCCCGCGACCCCCGCCCAAGAAACCAGAGUACCUGAACAAUAUCCCCACGGGCGCGGGCGCGGGCGCGGGCGACCGGUCACUGUCGCCUGUAAAGAAUAGGUCGCGGAACCAGCCAGAGCAGCUUGUGGCAGAAGACGUGCCCGGACAGCCGGCCCUGGAGUGGUCUGCCCAAGACAAGGAGGAUUAUAUAGAUGACUUCUCCAAGCGAUUUCCUAGCCUGAGCGCCAUUGAAGGAGGCGGUGGCAGCAGAUAG